AUGGAGCAUACACAACCGAAAUGGGUUAUUGAACUCAACAACGGUCCCCCACCCAAGUCAAAGAUUGCUAGCAGCCUGCCAGAUCCUCCCGGAUACUCUUCGAGGUCAACGUCCGGCAAGCAGAAGGCACAAGUCUCUGCCCGAAAGGCGCCCACACCUGAAGAGACGGAGACUUUGAAGUUGAAGAAAGCAUGGGAAAUCGCAUUGGGACCUGCAAAGCAAAUUCCAAUGCAGGCUAUCAUGGGCUACAUGUCCGGAAACUCCCUGCAAAUCUUCUCUAUAAUGAUGGUAUGGAUGUUGUUCAAAAAUCCCAUCCAAGCUAUUUCUCAGACAAAUAUGGCCUUUUCAAAACUCGAAAGUGAAGGGACACGUUCGCAAAUGCUGGGAGUAAAAGCGGUCUACGUACUGAUGCAAUGCUUAUUGCUUGGUUUGGGAAUAUACAAAGUCAACAGCAUGGGCUUGCUACCUACGACCACAAGCGAUUGGUUGGCAUGGGAGUUUGAGAGACAACCGCUCGAAAGAGCAUACUUUGCCUUUGGAGGGUGA
This is a messenger RNA of Exophiala spinifera, 546 nucleotides long. RefSeq lists its product as uncharacterized. Gene Ontology annotation, cellular component: EMC complex. Bases 1 to 546 code for a protein of 181 amino acids. Gene Ontology annotation, biological process: protein folding in endoplasmic reticulum. The record is from RefSeq and is a predicted model, not a curated record. The transcript has 3 exons. NCBI's taxonomy places the organism in Eukaryota, Fungi, Ascomycota, Eurotiomycetes, Chaetothyriales, Herpotrichiellaceae.